AGCACCUGCAGCAGCAGAAAGUGAUUAAAGACGUGCUCUCAGCCGAUGGUGUUUGUUCGAUUGAGUCGUGGGGUCGACAUGGACCUGCGCCUGGUCAUUUGGUUGAUUUUUCUGCCGAGUUUAAAAUGUUCCUCUGGCCAAGUCUUGGUGUGCCAUAAAGACCAGUGGCAGUGUGAUGAUGGACACUGCAUCACUGCUGCUUGGAGAUGUGAUGGAGAGGGAGACUGUCUGGAUGGAUCGGAUGAAAUGGGCUGCGCUGCCUCCACAGACCCUGAUUGUCCACCUGGUCAGUUUCCAUGCUUGGACUCUGUUGGCUGUGUGGAUGUGUCCGCCCGCUGUGAUGGGCAGAAUCAGUGCCCCACUGGUUCUGAUGAGGAGAACUGUCCAGCCACAGAGGGCUGCCUGGAUUCUGAAUGGAUGUGUGGAAACCGCAUCUGUAUUCCCAUGGAGCUGCGCUGCGACGGACAAAACGACUGCAUGGACAACUCUGAUGAAGACAAAUGUGGUAAAUGCAGUGAGGAUGGCCUCCGGUGUCCUGAUGGAAAGUGUCUGUUAGCUGAGGAUAGGUGUGAUGGACAGUUUCAGUGUUCUGAUGGCAGUGAUGAGCCUAUAACCUGCGGUCGUAUCUGCUCCAGGUACAAUGGCGGCUGCAGCCAUGUGUGCACAGAUGAAUCCUGGGGGGUUCGAUGUGUUUGUCCUGUUGGAUACAAGCUCUCCUCUAAUGGUGCUGUCUGUGAAGACUUGGAUGAAUGUGCUUCACCUUUUCCUCCAUGUGCACAUUACUGCACAAACACCAUUGGAUCUUACUACUGCCACUGCAGAGAGGGGUUUAAACUCAACAGAGAUGCCACAUGUCAAGCUUUAGGUAAUGCCACCCAACUACUGAUGGUACAGAGGAACACUCUUGGACUUCUGAAUGUAAAAUCUGAACAGUUCAAGGCCAUCAAGGCUUCAGUGUUUGAUCCGGUGGCUUUAACAUAUGACAUUACUAGCGGGUGGUACUACUGGGCUGACAAUGGUGGCAGCAUUUACAAAACUAAUGGGCAGAACAGCUGGAGAACAUUUACUGGAGAACCUGGAAUCAAAGGUCUAGCUUGUGAUUGGUUAAAUGGUUACUUGUUCUGGACCAAUCAGAAGACGGAAUCAAUCUACAUGCAGUCAAGUGAUGGUAAAAGCUUCACAACUCUGCUGAACAAAAAUGCCAGCCCAUCAGAAUUGGUGCUUCUACCCAUUGAGAGUCUGAUGUUCUGGAUCAAUGAAGGUCCGGGUGACAGAGUGACAUUAGAUAAGUCGUGGAUGGAUGGAUCAGACAGAAGCCCUCUUGCGGUCCUCACGGCCCAGUUUGCCCACAGCCUCACAGCUGAUGUACCUGCCAGGAGGCUCUACUGGAUUAGUGACGCAAAGAGGUCCGUAGAGACUGUGAGGGCGGAUGGGACUGGCCGUUACUCUUUCACAGGAUUCUUUGACAAGAGACCAGCUCUCAGCCUCACCGUAUUUGAAAGCAUGUUCUUCUGGACUGAUGAAAAGGGACUGUGGCAGGUUCCCCAAGAGAAGGCAUAUCCCAGGAAGCUCAUCAUGAAAACUGACUUGCCUCUGCUGUCAGUCUAUCAUGAGCUCCAACAGCCAAAAGGCUCUUCUGCUUGUGCUAAGACACCGUGCCUCCUCUGCCAACUGACUAAAAACAAUCCUGCUGGAUUCACCUGUGCUUGUCCAUAUUUUAAAGUACUGCUGCCUGACGGGACAUGUAAAUAUCCAAGGUUCUUAUAUGGCAGCGUAACAACAAUCAGCUUGCUGGAGUUUAGAGGCAAAGAGUCCUCUAAAAUGGCGCUGUUUUCUUCCGAUGAAGGAAUUGUGUCUUUUGAUGUCGACUGGUACAGAGAAUGGCUGUAUUGGGCCAACCGAACUGGCCACAUCCAACGCACCAGUCUGACUCUGGACAGGACCGAGUUCAUACCAACACCAUUGCCAGUUUGCCUACUAUCUGUGGAUCAGAGGAGUGGAAACCUUUUCUGGGUGUCAUGUGACCAAAACAUCAUUGGCACCAGUGGAGCCAGUAGUAAUUACCCACAGCAGUUGUAUCGCACCACGAAGGAGAUUGGCAGCUUUUACCUGGACUGGCUGAGGGGUGGGAUGUUCUGGCUGGAAGAGGGUUGGAUCUUUAGCAUGGGGAUUAUGGGAGGAAAAGCUAAGGAGCUGCUGCAGAUAGGAGUCAGUGGGAACAUCGCCUUUGACCUUAGAGCCAGCAGUCUCCUCUGGAACUCUAAAAGAGCAGGUCUGACGACGCUGAGUUUGUUGAAGGAGAGAAGCCACCAAGCCGGAAGAAGGUGGAACAUCUCGGGCUCAGUUGUGGCUGCCUUUGAACCUUUCCUAUUGUCCAUCUCGAACAAUGUGAUAACUUUGUGGGAUCGGCGGGACGGGAACAAAAUUCAGUCAGUUUCUGUGAAAGACCCAGUGCUGAGUGUUGUCAUAGCACUUGGGGAGAUUCAAAAAGUGCCUGAUACUCCAGUCUGCGCUGCCCCAUCUUGGUUGUGCCGAGAUUCAUCAGUCUGCCUUCCACAAAACCUGCUCUGUGAUGGCAAGAGAGACUGCCCUGAUGGAGAUGACGAGGAGUUCUGUGUUGGUGCUUGUCCUGAAGAGGAUUUCAAGUGCAAGGACAGAAGAAAUUGUAUUCCCAGAAGCCUUCUGUGUGAUGGCCGUGCACACUGCCACGAUGGCUCGGAUGAGGUUGACUGCCCAACCGUGGCUGCUCCUGAAUCGCAAACAAGUGUCCUAAAGUGUCACAGUGGCUCAAUGCUGUGUAAAGAUGGCACGGAGUGUGUUUUAUACAGUCAUGUCUGUGAUGGAGAGGCAGACUGUAUGGACAGAUCUGAUGAACUGGGAUGUGAUGCAAUUCAAGAACUCACAAGUUCCACAAAAAGAAAUGAAAAGCUUCCCGUUACCAAACCUCCUGUUCUGACUCUGCCAGCCUGCUUCAGCCCUUCUUCCCUUUGUCCUUCUUCCACUGCAUACGUUUGCAUUUCUCAGAGCCAGUUUUGCGAUGGCCUUAAAGACUGUCCUGAUGGCUUUGAUGAAGAGAACUGUGUAGAAAGUUGUCCAUCAAGAAGUGAUUUUCUCUGUAAAGACCAUCGGAGCUGCGUGUCAAAGAGUUUAGUGUGUGACGGCGGCUUUCACUGCCUUGAUGGCUCAGACGAAGCAGACUGUCCAAACGAAGCUCAAAGUGCUUCUCAAAACAGGGUUAAAUGUCGCCUUGGGUCCAAACCUUGCAGAAAUGGCAUAUCAUGUGUUCUCCUGAGCCAUGUUUGUGAUGGAGAGAGGGACUGUAAGGAUGGAUCUGAUGAAGAAGGAUGUGACACAGUAGUGAUUCCAGCCACCAUCCCCCCCACCACGCCCCCAUGCACCAGCCCUUCAGUUCUCUGUCCAGGUUCUUCUAUAUGUAUCAAACCCACACAGAUCUGUGACAGGAGGAGAGACUGCCCUGAUGGGUCUGAUGAGAAAUGUGUGAAAAGAUGUUCCUCUGACACCGAAUUCCGUUGCAAAGACCGCCGGUGGUGCAUCCCAAAGAGCCAAGUCUGCAACGGGCGUUCUCAGUGCAACGAUGGCUCAGACGAGGCUAACUGUCCGAGCCCAGUAGCGCCAGCAACUCCAACAUAUGUGUUGAAAUGUCGCUAUGGCUCCAGAAUUUGUCGUGAUAGGAUGGCAUGCGUUCUCCUGAGGAACAUUUGUGAUGGAGAGAGAGACUGUCCCGAUGGAUCAGAUGAAGAAGGAUGUGAAAACACAGAGGGUUCUGGUACUUCUAUGGUAAAUGAGCUCCUGAGUAAAUCUCCAGUGCCGACUCAAGGAACAAAGCCUCCCACUAAACCUCCUUGCACCAGUCCAUCAGUUCUGUGUCCAGGUUCAUUUGUAUGCAUCCAACAAAUACAGAUGUGUGAUGGAAAGAGAGACUGUCCUGAUGGCUAUGAUGAGAAAUGUCUAGAGAGAUGUCCUUCUGAAAGUGACUUCCUUUGCAAAGACCGUCAGAGCUGUGUCCCAAAGAGCCAAGUGUGUGAUGGCCGCUCUCAGUGCAACGGUGGCUCAGAUGAGGUUGGCUGUCAAAGCGAAGCACCUCCUGCAGCUCCUACCAAAGUCCUGAAAUGCCGUCUUGGGUCCAAACUCUGUGGCAACGGGAUGUCAUGUGUCCUCCUGAGUCACAUUUGUGACAGGGAGAGAGACUGUCAGGAUGGAUCAGAUGAAGAAGGAUGUGACCUUACAGAGGGUGUUUCUCCUGCUUCUCUAGACAGCGAAAGCUUGAAUCAGUCUCCCACACCCACUAAAGAUGUAACUCAGCCUCCCACUAAGCCUCCAUGCACCAGCCCUUCAGUUCUGUGUCCAGGGUCAUUGAUAUGCAUCAAACCAACACAGAUGUGCGAUGGAAAGCGAGACUGUCCCGAUGGAUCUGAUGAGAAAUGUCUGAAAAGAUGUCCCUCUGACGCUGAUUUCCGUUGCAAAGACCGUCGGAGCUGUGUCCCAAAGAGCCAAGUCUGUGAUGGCCGCUCUCAGUGCAAUGAUGGCUCAGAUGAAAUUGACUGUCGGGCUAUGGCGCCUCCGCCAGCUAAGACCAACACCCUGAAAUGUCGCAUGGGGUCCAGAAUGUGUGGUGAUGGGACUGAAUGUGUCCUCUCCAGCCAUGUUUGUGAUGGUGAGAGAGACUGUGGGGAUGGAUCAGAUGAAGAAGGUUGUGAUGUUGCAGAAACCGCUGAUGAAUUCUCGUCCCCCAACAAAUCAUUCUGCAGUUUUCCUUCCGUUUUGUGUCCUGAUUCAAAUGUAUGCAUUAACCCGUCUCAGUUAUGUGACGGGAUCAGAGACUGCCCUGAUGGAUCUGAUGAGAACUGUGUGAAAAAAUGUGCUGACAAGACCGACUUUCUCUGCAAGGACCGCAGGAGCUGUGUGUCUAGGAGUCUAGUUUGUGAUGGCCGCUCUCACUGCUAUGAUGCCUCAGAUGAGGCCGACUGUCUGACUGGGACUGCUCCUCCAUUUCAGCCCAAUAUCUUAAAAUGCCGCAUGGGCUCAAGGCCAUGCAACGAUGGCAAAGAGUGUGUUUUAUUCAGUCACAUCUGUGAUGGAGAGAUGGACUGUAUGGAUGGCUCUGAUGAAGAAGGAUGCCAAGAAACUUGCAAAUAUGGAGAGUUUCAGUGUGCCCAUGGGAAGAUGUGCAUCCCUGAGAUUGAGGUUUGCGAUGGCAAGCCACAGUGUCGAGAUCAAUCUGACGAAGUGGACUGCUGGGAGCAAACAAAGAGCUGCGAACACCGUUGUGCUGAUGGCAAGCGUUGCAUCCCGAAGAAGUUCCUCUGUGAUGGAGAGCUAGACUGCCUGGAUGGAACAGAUGAACAGAACUGCGUCCCUGCUCCAACAGAUUUUCCCAUUGUCACAUCAGCUUGCAUCAGUCCAUCAGUUAUGUGCCCAGGCUCAUCAUGGUGCAUCUCUCAGUAUCAGCUGUGCGAUGGGCAAAAGGAUUGCCCAGAUGGAUUUGAUGAAAUGGAAUGCAUCAUUCAAUGUGAAAACCCUGAAGACUUCCUGUGCAGGGACCAGAGGAAGUGUAUCCCAAAGACUCAAGUGUGUGAUGGUCGUGCCAACUGUCCAGACGGUUCAGAUGAGAAGCGGUGUCAAUCAGAACUUACCUCCACCUCCACCCUUAACACACCAAACACUAGGCCUGGGCCUCUAAAGUGCCGCACAGGUUUCAAGAUGUGUAAAAAUGGCCUGGAGUGCAUAAUGUACAGCCACGUGUGCGAUGGAGAGAGGGACUGCCUGGAUGGGUCCGAUGAGGAGGGAUGUGAGAAGCGAUGCAAACCAGGACAGUUCCAGUGUUCCCAUGGGAGUAAAUGCAUCCAACAAGAGCAGGUAUGUGACGGACAGAAUGACUGUCAGGACCGUUCCGAUGAAAUGGACUGUUCGAAACCGAGUGAAGGUUGCCAUCACCUCUGUGACAAUAAGACUCGCUGCAUUCCAAAAACCUUUCUUUGUGACGGAGAAAAAGACUGUGCUGAUGGGUCGGAUGAAGACAAAUGUGGAUUGGUAACUUGUGCAUUGGACCAGUAUCGAUGUGAGAGCGGGCAGUGUAUUUCUGAGGCUUUUAAAUGUGAUGGUUACCCCGACUGUCACGACCACUCGGAUGAGACGGGCUGUGUGAAAGCCCCGCGUUGCCCAGCACAGCUGAGAUGCCCACACAGCCAUGAAUGCCUGCAGAAAGAGUGGCUCUGUGAUGGAGAAGAGGACUGCAAAGAUGGGUCAGAUGAGAAGAACUGCAACAACCCUCCAACAAAAUGCAGGAAGUACCAGUUUCAGUGUGGAGAUGGCGGUAUGUGUAUUCCUCAAUCCUGGAGGUGUGAUGGAAAGAAAGAUUGCAACAAUGGAGCAGAUGAGGACAAAUGUACCCAAAGGAAAUGCUCCUACCACCUUUACCAGUGUGACAGUAAAGAGUGUCUGGACACAAGACUGGUUUGUAAUGGCAUCACCAACUGUGCUGAUGGCUCAGAUGAAGGCAUGGGGUGUGCUCAACGCAACUGCUCUGGUCCUUCAGCUCCUACUUGCGACCACAGCUGCGUCAGCACCCCAAAUGGACCGAGGUGUUUCUGCGAUGCAGGUUUCAGGCUGCAGUCCAGAUCCAGGUCCUGUGUGGACAUCGAUGAGUGUACUUCAACAGCAACUACUUCAUGCAAACAGAUUUGCCAGAACACCCGGGGAUCCUACAACUGUCUCUGCCACAACGGCUUUUACCUCGAGCCAGAUAACAAAAGCUGCAAGACAAAAGAUGAGCCUCUGCUUUUGGCAUCAGUGCAGUCCGAGAUGCUGAUUCUCGGAGUCCAUAGUGGUACGUUGCAGCUUCUCUCUGCCGCCGAUCGGCCAGUAUUCACUCUGGAUUAUCACUGGGCUGAGCAGAGAGUGUACUGGCUGAGUCCGGACCACCAGAGCAUACGCUGGGCUGACAUGAAAACUAAAAACAAAGGGACGCUGACUAAAGGUGUGAAGUCUGACUCUAUCGCAGUGGACUGGGUUGGUAAAAAUCUCUACUGGUUGGACGGACUGGUUGGGCAGAUUCUGGCAAUAAAGCUCAACGGUUCAAUGGUGAAAUCCCAGGACUAUACUGUGGUUCUUGGUGAAAACCUGGAGCAGCCAAGCUCACUGAUCCUGAUACCAGAAAAGGGAUUGAUGCUGUGGUCUGAGAUUGGUAGCAUCCCUCAGAUUGAGCGGUCAGGGAUGGACGGUUCACAGAGGAAAGUCUUGAUGAGCCAGGACUUAAGUUGGCCGGUCUGUCUGGCCUAUGACUUCCUGGACGACAGGGUGUACUGGGCUGACGAGAAGCUGCGCUGCAUAGGCUCUGCCUCUCUGGAUGGAGAUGAUGUAAAGAUCCUCCAGUUGACUGAAACUCCGAGCCCUUUUUCUGUGGCGGUUUUUAAUGACCGUGUAUUGUGGUCCGACACCAAGAGAAGGACUGUUCGUUCAGCUGACAAGAAGACUGGCAAGGAUCAAAAGGUUCUGCUUAAAAGACCUGGGCAGCCGUUUGGACUAAAACUGAUGCAUGCCCUCUCACAGCCAGCUGUAUCGAGCCCCUGUGAUAACGUUCACUGCUCCGAUCUCUGCCUUUUGGCUCCAGCAGCAACAGGAAAAUCUAGAGUUGGAGUUCCAGCAGAAAAUGCAGCAGUUUGUCGAUGCCCGAAGGGUUUGCUGCUUUCUCAGGACAGAAUCACUUGUGCCCUUCCUAAAGAGUCAUCUUUCAUCCUGCUUUUGUCCCAUAACAAAAUGUCUCAGAUUUACUUGCGCUCUAUGCGGCGUGAUGGUAUUGCACUGAAAAAAAUGCCAAACGGCAGAGAUUUUGAUCUCCCAGGAGUAACUGACGCCAUGACUCUGGACCUUUCCAUGGCAGAGUCUUCUGUGUUUGUUGCUUAUUUACGACAUGGAUCUGUGGAUGUGCUGAAAUUUAGCAACUCCAGAUCAAAACCAGACCUUGUACCUGCUGGACAAAUACUAAAUUUACAGGAUAAUUCAGUGACAGCUCUGGCAGUGGACUGGGUGACUUCCAAUCUGUACUGGAGCAGCAUGGAAAGACCUGACAUACAUGUGACAUCACGUCUUGAUGGCUACACCACCUCUCUGCAGCAAGGAUCUCUGAUUGGUGUUUCAUCCAUCACCCUCCAUCCUUCCUCAGGUAGGCUCUGCUACUCUGCCAUAGUAAUAAUGGGCUCAAGGAGCCAGACGGAAAUCCACUGUGCAUUCAUGGAUGGCCGUAACAAAGUAUUGCUGUGGAAGAAGUCAAGCAUCCCCAUCUCCAUGGUCUUUGCCAAUGACGGAACCAGAAUCUAUUGGGCUGACACUAAUGAAGGAGUAAUAGGAUCAAUUGGAGUGGAUGGGUCACAGUACGAUGAGUACAAAACAGGGCCACAUCUGCUUGUGUCUUUCACACACAUUGAAACCCUUUUCCUCUGGGUCACUCGGGACAAAGAUGUCAGCAAGUUGUGGUUUAGUGAUGGACACCAGCCUAAACAGUUGUGGUUUGAGACAAAGACCGGGGUAAUGGAAAUCAGAUCCUACAACAAUGAAACCCAGUCAGGAAACAAUCUUUGCUCAAACGCCAACGGUGGAUGUGUCCACCUCUGCCUGCCCUAUCCAGGAGGACGGACUUGUAAGUGUGCAAGGGGUUUUUAUGGUGCCAACGAUACGUCCUGCGUCCCGCUUCCUUCCUGCCCCACCGGAGAAGAAUCUUGUUUUGAUGGCAGCAAGUGUAUCGGGAGCAACAAGUUCUGUGAUGGGCGUGCGGAUUGUCCAGACCAGUCGGAUGAACAGGAUUGUCCAGGCUCUGACUCUGCCUCAUUAGGGACCAAAGUUAGUGGUGGCCAAUCCUGGCAGUCGUCUUCUCUCCAGCCCAACAGCCAGAACUCAAUUGUGCCUAAUAAAGACUUGGCGUCGUGUGAUCUCCAGCACUGCAAUGGCCAUGGCAGCUGCAUCACAGAGGGCAAAGUCAUUCGCUGCCAGUGUCUGCCUGCUUACAAGGGCGAGUUCUGUCAGGACCAACAAAGACAAAGCCACCCGGCUGUCAUACUGGUGUCCUUUUGUCUGGUCUCUGCAGUAGUAGUGGCUGCAUUUGUCUUCACUAAAAGGAAAGGAUGGGAGCACUUUAGAAGCCGAUCUGCAGAUAAAGAGAACCUGAUGUCCAACAUGGUUCUUCCUGGUGAAGAUUCUGACUCCGAGGAGCUAGAAUCUGCUAUAGAUGUGAAGCGCCCCCUGCAAACAUUUAAGUGACAACUGCAGCUGAAAUAAACUAUCAAGCUUUUACUGUCUGAACUGUGUGUAAUAAAGAUCCUAUGAACCAAAA
Molecule: messenger RNA, 9346 nt
Organism: Girardinichthys multiradiatus
Lineage: Eukaryota; Metazoa; Chordata; Actinopteri; Cyprinodontiformes; Goodeidae
Gene: lrp13b
Product: low-density lipoprotein receptor-related protein 2
Exons: 49
Coding region: 46-9273 (3075 amino acids)
Molecular function (GO): protein binding; calcium ion binding
Source: RefSeq, a predicted model, not a curated record